AUGGCCGACGAAUUCCACCUGUUCGCAAAACUACCUGCGGAACUUCGUCGCAUGGUCUGGAAGGAAUGUCUUCCAAAAUCGCGAGUCUUCGAUACGAUGCUGCCGUCUCUUGUGUUUGAACAGUCCCGCUGUCGCGGCACUCGCUGGUCAUCUCGUCAAAGCUGGCGCCCGCCGAUCAUCACCCGAGUCUGUCGGGAAUCCCGCGCUGUCGCCCACGAAACGGGCCGAGUCCUCUUCUACGGAGACGAUGCCAAUGUCCCCGACUACAUCGACAGUGUCUGGUCGGAUGCCACGACCGAUAUAGUGGCCCAGUACUGGUGUCCGGGACUGGAGAAUGUCAUGUUUUGGGCGCACGCGAACCCGGACACCUAUCUCUUUCACUAUGCGCCUCGUUACCAGGGGACCUUGAUCGCCGAGGCGCGAUUGAAAAACGCCUUGCGCGCACCAAGUCCCAACACGGAUUGGCGCACUCUUGCUCAAUUGCAGCAUUGUUACGUGUGUCUGGAGAAUCCCGUGAUGAUUCAUCUGACGCGCAAGGAAAUGCUCGUCUCGGGACUAUUUGGACGGCUGGGAGAAGAGUACAUCCAACUGGUCGAUCCCGCAGAUGCGGUGCGAUUGAAGAAAUUUCACAAUCUGGCCUUGACAUCGAGUCAACAGUUGCCCGAGACGCUGGAAUUUUUCAAUCAUGUCCGCACUUCCACCUUCCAAUACAUGAUUCACAACUGGACGCGCGAAACCAUGAUGCGCUGGAUCUACCAGGAGUGGCUCCAGGCCAAAGAGACCUGUUUCGCGGGGGUCGUGCACCCCGAGCGAAUCUGGGUCGGCCCCCGAUCUCCCGAUGUCGAUGGGAGAACGUUCAACCCGAUGGCACCGGAAACAUACACCAGAUACAGCAUGUGGUUUCAUCUUUCGGAUACGCUGCACUUUUCAUACGACGACAAACAUCCCUGGGUGAGAGAGAAGCUGGCACGGGCACCUAAGUUUUAUCCGCGCAUUAUGAUCCGGCCCUGUAUCAAGCGGUGCUGGUUGCCUUCGACGCCGCCUCGAUGCAGUCGGCCAAGAGGACAUUAUCGUGCUGGAGGGAGAUGA
This is a messenger RNA of Penicillium oxalicum, 1089 nucleotides long. Its product is annotated as 2EXR domain-containing protein. NCBI's taxonomy places the organism in Eukaryota, Fungi, Ascomycota, Eurotiomycetes, Eurotiales, Aspergillaceae. The transcript has a single exon. The coding region runs from base 1 to 1089 and encodes 362 amino acids. The record is from RefSeq and is a predicted model, not a curated record.